Messenger RNA from Talpa occidentalis (Iberian mole), 3404 nucleotides. RefSeq names its product MUS81 structure-specific endonuclease subunit (gene MUS81). Gene Ontology annotation, molecular function: DNA binding; crossover junction DNA endonuclease activity; 3'-flap endonuclease activity. Lineage: Eukaryota; Metazoa; Chordata; Mammalia; Eulipotyphla; Talpidae. Bases 1 to 1659 code for a protein of 552 amino acids. Gene Ontology annotation, biological process: double-strand break repair via break-induced replication; DNA catabolic process; resolution of meiotic recombination intermediates. The transcript is spliced from 16 exons. Gene Ontology annotation, cellular component: nucleus; Holliday junction resolvase complex. The record is from RefSeq and is a predicted model, not a curated record.
AUGGCGGCGCCGGCGCGCCUGGGCCGGAAACGCCCGCUGCCGGCGAGCCCCAACCCGCUCUUCGCGCGCUGGCUGGCCGAGUGGCGGGACGAGGCGGCCAGCAGGGGGCGGCGCACGCGCUUCGUAUUUCAGAAGGCCCUGCGCUCCCUGCGGCGGUACCCCCUGCCCCUGCGCAGCGGCAAGGAGGCAAAGAUCCUGCAGCACUUCGGAGACGGGCUCUGCCGCAUGCUGGACCAGCGCCUGCAGCAGCACCAAGCCUCAGGCGGUGACCGUGUCCCAGGUUCACCGUCUGGUACGAAGAGUCCAGGCCCAGAAGGACCACCUGCCGAAGUCCAGGACCCUCCCGUGCCAGUUCCGACCCAGGCCAGGCGAGGCAGCGCCGGCAGCUACUGGCCGGCUCGGCACUCAGGAGCCCGAGCACUGCUGCUGCUGCUCUACAGGGAGCACCUGACUCCUGGCGGCCAUGCCUACCUAACCAAGGAGGAACUGCUGCAGCGAUGUGCCCAGAAGGCUCCCAAGGUGGCCUCUGGGAGUGCGCGACCCUGGCCAGCCCUCCGCUCCCUCCUCCACAGGAACCUGGUCCUCAGGACACAUCAGCCAGCCAGGUACUCCCUGACCCCGGAGGGCCUGGAGCUGGCCCAGAGGCUGGCAGAGUCAGAGGGCCUGAGCUUGCUGAAUGUAGGCAGCAGGCCAGAGGAGCCCCCUGGGGAGGAGCCUGAAGCGCCAGGAGCCACCUCAGCUGAGCUCAAUGCCAGUGAAGCGAGCAUCCCGCCGCCGGCACUAGAGCUGGGCCCUGGCGAGUACAGGGUGCUCUUGUGUGUGGACAUCGGGGAGGCCAAGGGGGCCGGGCACAGGCCGGAGCUGCUUCGGGAGCUACAGCGGCUGCACGUGAGCCACUCGGUGCGCAAGCUGCACGUGGGGGACUUCGUGUGGGUGGCACAGGAGACCAGGCCCGGAGACCCAGCGAGCCCCGUGGAGCUGGUCCUGGACCACAUCGUGGAGCGCAAGCGGCUAGACGACCUGUGCAGCAGCAUCAUCGACGGCCGCUUCCGAGAGCAGAAGUUCCGGCUAAAGCGCUGCGGCCUGAGGCGCCGAGUGUACCUGGUGGAGGAGCACGGCUCAGCACACCACCUCAGCCUCCCCGAGAGCACGCUGCUGCAGGCUGUCACCAACACGCAGAUCAUCGACGGCUUCUUCGUGAAACGCACGGCCGACAUUAAGGAGUCAGCCGCCUACCUGGCCCUCUUGACACGGGGCCUGCAGAGACUGUACGAGGGCCACACACUACGAAGUCGCCCCUGGGGAACCUCAGGGGACCCUGAAUCUGGGGCUGGGCCUUCACCAAAUCCUCUCUGCUCACUCCUCACCUUCAAUGACUUCAACGCGGGAGCGAUCAAGAACAAGGCCCAGUCAGUGCGAGACGUGUUUGCCCGGCAGCUGAUGCAGGUGCGUGGAGUGAGUGGGGAGAAGGCAGCCGCCUUGGUGGACCGGUACAGCACCCCUGCCAGCCUCCUGGCCGCCUAUGACGCCUGUGCCACCCCCCAGGAGCAGGAGGCGAUGCUGAGCACCAUCAAGUGUGGGCGCCUGCAGAGGAAUCUGGGGCCCGCUCUGAGCAGGACCUUGUCCCAGCUCUACUGCACCCGAGGCCCCCUGACCUGAGCUCUGCCCGGCCUUGCCUCCCCCACACAGGCUAGACAGCCUUUUAACCAGAAUCUUUUGGGAUAUAAUAAAAAUUUUGGUGUCCGCAGCCUGCGUGUCAUGGUGGAGACGCCAGGCCCUGGAGGCUGUAUAAAACUCCCAGACAGGAUUGGGGGAGGCCAUCAUUUCCCUUAGAUUUUAAACUGAGCACCUCAGAACCCUGGGGUUCCCUGGUGGAGCAGAGACGCCAGGCAGAUGGAGUCUGAGGCAUUGCAACUUUGAAUCUACUUUAUGUCAUCAGAUGGUCCCUGGGGAAAUAGAAAUUUCCUUUAACAAGACAUUCUAGAGCUUGGAAAAGACAAGUUUGAAAAGCACUAACAGUCUAGCCAUCUUGUGUGACGGAUGGCAAAAUGAGGCCUGGGAAGCUACUAGGGUUUGUCCAAAUUGAUGGCUUGAUGCCAACUGAGAAUUGGAAGCCAGGAACCCCUGCAGCUGUAAAGCGCUGUUCCCGACCCCCCUGCAAACCAGCCAGGCCCAGAUUUUUGCUUGGAAGCCUGGAGUCCACAGCCUCAUGACCUCUUCCUGGUGGGGCAGUUCUGACACCCUUGGCCUGGGGAGUGACCCCCACUGGGUCCCAUCCAUGGGCUCUUUCUGCCUGAGCAGAAAAUACCCCCCUUUAAGUGGACUUGGCCUACCUCCCGCAAGCAGGCCCCUUCCCCAGUCUGGGGCUCACUACAGUGUCCCCCCUCAGCCACCAGGACUCCUUCUUUCUCCCUUUAUUGCCUUUCUCUCUACCCUUCACAACAGCGUCUUUCCUUUUAGCAGAACACAGUCAUCCCUGAGCCCCAAGCUCCUGGGCUGCAGGGCACCUCCCCCUCCCUGACGGGUCCCCCACCCAUUCUCAGAAGGUGUAGGCCCCCACGAAGACGGUGAGUCUCAGUACGGAGCUGGCCCGGUAGCUCAUGAGGGAGUUCAUGGUAACCAUCUCGAGGUCCAGCACGUACUCCCGGGGGCCCGUCACCGGCCGGGCGAGGACCAGCAUGGCGCUGACGUUGUUGAUUUGCUGCAGGGCACAGUGGGUGGGGGACACAUGGAGCCUAUCACCGUGUGCCAGGAUCCAACCCCCGCGUCACCUCCCUGCCCCAGCUACCCGUUGGCUGUGAGGUGGUGAGAAUCUGAGCCCCACUCAUGAGCCCAGACUCGCAUCGGGCUCGGGAACCUCCCGAGCAUUCCAGUCAACGCAUUUGUCUAACCAGCGUCAGCUGAUGAUUUAAGGCCAAGUGUGAGGCUCUCCGGAGUGGUGGGGCCUUUGGGGACCUGCAGCAGGCCAACGCCCCCUCAACUUCAAUUUCGGAAAGAAAAAAACAGCACUGCCACCAGCCCCUUGCACUGCUCUGUCUGAGGCGCGGCUGCACCCCUCACUCCCCGUAGCUCUGCCUGCUGAGCUGGAGUCUCCCACCCAGGCCCCAGCAGACGGUUGCUACCUCUCUUCAAGGCCCAGCGCCACUUGCCUGUCCUUCCCCGACUCGGGCGUGUUUGCCGGGAACGCCUCUCCCGCCAUCCCCUUGUUUACCGGGUAAAAAAGCUGACGCCAGACACCCAGGCCAGCACCGGGACUCGAACCCGGCGUCCCUCUGCCUCCUCAGAAUCGCAUUUAACAAUCUACGUGUGCACCAAGGGGAUUUGGGACACCCCUACCUUUCUGCGGGAGCCCCGCCUCGGGGGUGGGGCCUGGGGAAGAGGCGGGCGCGUGGCCUCACCCCCUC